Molecule: messenger RNA, 1978 nt
Organism: Effrenium voratum
Lineage: Eukaryota; Dinophyceae; Suessiales; Symbiodiniaceae
Source: the annotation of a GenBank genome assembly
AGCAUUGGCUUCAGUCAGUGCCCACGUUUUCCGGUGGAGUUUAGCUGCGCCAUGCAUGAGGUGCCUCUGGCUUUGGCUGCUGCCUCUUCCAUGUGCAGGGCUGUUGUGCCCCAGCACCUGCGCAGCGCAGGAUGGCACACCUUGGCCCUGCCGCUUUCCCAGCUGCCAACUUCCAGUCACACACAACCCCGCACGGGGGACCCCACAGGAUAUCAAUGUGGUGGUGCUUAGCCCCUACAGCGGUGAGUUGGGAGACCUCAUGACCACGGCCGAGCCUUUGUUAGAGAUGGCACUGCAAGAGAUCGAGAACUCCACGCUCCUCCCAGGAUAUCGAUUAAAUGUACUUUUGGCCGACUCCAAGUGCACCCGCGAGGACGCUACGGCGGCAGCGGUAGAGGCCUUUUACUCGGGGGACCCCAAGCACGCCAUCCUCGGGGACGCCUGCAGCGACGGCUGCGAGGCCGUCAGCGACGUCUCCCGCUUCUUCAAAGUGCUGCAGGUCUCUCCGGGCUGCGGCUCCACGAGCCUCAGCGAGCGGUCGCGGUAUCCCUACCUCGCGCGCCUGGCGCCCUCCGACCGCUUCAAGCUGCAGGCCAUCUUCGAGGUCAUGAAGAUGUUCAGCUUCAAGCGCGUGAGCCUGAUGUACCAGAGCAACGAGAACUUGGCUCUCUUCCAAGACUUGGUGCAAAGAGACGUCGAGGCGGGGUACGCCUGGAUCACGCUGUUGACCGAGCGCAUUGUCAGCAUCUCCGAUGCUGAGCGAGCUACAGCAGCGAUCCAGACCAGGGACUCACGCAUCACAGUGCUGUCCUUGAACGAGGAAGCUGGUGCCAUGCUGUUGUGCCAAGCCUACCUCAAGGGCAUGGUCUCCCCGGACUUCGUAUGGUUGCUCUCUUCUGGCAACUGGGGCCAGAACUUCCCAGAACGCGCGAACCACCCGCACAUCAACUGCACCGCGCCUCAACUGCUUGCCGCAGCGCGGGGCCUGAUCGCGGCGGAGUUAGGACCCAUGCUACAGAGCUCCUCCGUGCAUGGCCUUUCCGGUCGACCUCUCGCAGACAUCCACAGCCAGUAUGCCGCACAGUGCCAAAGCUUUGGGAACGGCACCGGGCGCUGCAACUUCAUUUGGACGCCCUACUUCUACGACGGUCUAUGGCAGCUGGCCAACGUUUUCCACAGCCACCUCUCGGCCAGCAGCCAGCUUACCGGCGACGCGGCCCAGGAGGCGCUAUACAACAUCUCCUUGCAGCAGGACUACCUUGGCCUCAGCGGCCAAGUGCGUUAUUUCGACUCAGAGGCGAUGCACAAGGUGGGGGCGGGUGAUCGAGAUGGCACCAUCCUCCUGCGGCAGGUGGUUGGGCCUUUGGGCGAUGAGUUCCAAGAGCUCGCGUACUGGACGGGUCAGGGCAUCACUUGGAAGGCAGACAUCGUUUGGGGCGACCAGCGAGUGGCGUGCAGCGGUGGCAGCUGCAACCUCACCGGGGCGGUGGUGCCUUUGGAUCGGGGCACCUGCGCUGCAGGCCGCAUCUUCGUGGACGCCUUAGGCUGCCAAGCCUGUCCUACCGGCAGGUUCGAGGAGGCGGGGCAGUGCGUGAAUUGCCCCGCCGGGAGCUUCGCGGCCUCGCCGGGCCUCGCCAGCUGCGAGCCGUGCCCCGCGGGCAGCGCGGUGAACUUCGCAGGGGCGGAGGUCUGCGAGGUGUGCACGGAAGGGCACUACCAGAACGAGACGGGGGCCUUGAGCUGCCUGCGCUGCCCAGUGAGCUUCUACGGCCCCAGCCGCUCGCUGCCCAGCUGCUUGCCGUGCCCGGAGGGGAAGACCACCGCCUACGAGGGCGCCAUCGACGUGCAGAUGUGCACGUGCAACGGCGACAUCUUCGAAGGCGUCUGCAUCAGCUGCUCAGACGACUUCCGCUUCGUGGAGGGGCAGUGCAUCGCCUGUGUGGAAGGACUCAGGUGCAGGACAGGGGAGACGCCAAGG